Molecule: messenger RNA, 1582 nt
Organism: Amaranthus tricolor (Joseph's coat)
Lineage: Eukaryota; Viridiplantae; Streptophyta; Magnoliopsida; Caryophyllales; Amaranthaceae
Exons: 2
Coding region: 915-1400 (161 amino acids)
Source: RefSeq, a predicted model, not a curated record
AUAAUUUUUUAAUAACCUAAUGUAUGGUUUAUUUCAUAUUUUAAAUUUGCAGGACUUUGAAAACUUAAGAGACAAUGUAGAUUACUCUGGUAGAUUUGUUGCGGAUAGAGAAUUUGAUUCCCUAGAUUAAUUACGUAGUUGGGCCGAUGAGAUAGCAAUAAUAAUUGGUUUUCAAUUUAUACGUGCUUCUUAUAAACAAAAAGUAGGACGUUCUAGAGUUAGUUUGUAUUUAAGAUGUCAGCGCUAUGGUAAUAUUAGGGGGUGAUUUGCAUAACCUAGAUAAUGUUGCCCGACCUGGUUCUAAAAGUAGAACAUGUCGGUGUAAAUUUAUGAUUGUAGCAAGUAGUCGUAAAUCAGGAGAAACACCUUGGACGGUGAGGGUGUGUCCUGGGGAAAACGGUAGACAUAACCACCGAUGACAAAGAGUACUUUCAAUCGUUGGUCGAUGAAGUCUUAAAAGCUGAUCCGGCUGUUGUACGACGCUUGUCUCAGAUACUUGAACAUGAAUUACACCCUGAUGGAGCCGAUAUAUACCUGAGUCUUAAGCAAGUCCACCUAGAAAGGGAAGACCAACCACAAACAAAACCCUUCAAAGAAAUAAAAGCGCUUUUGAAUAUAGUAGAUCAUCUUCUCGUGAUCGAGGGUCUAGAUCUUCAUCCCGCGGGAGAUCCAAUGAUAGAUCUAGUGGUCGGGAAAGACAAUCCUCAGUUGGAAUUAAGUUUAGUUUCAACUUAUUCGAUGACGCAGUAGGUCGUGAUUUUUCACUGUUUUCAUGGCCCAAUCACAUCUCGCACAUUCUCCCUCCUUACUUGUUUGAUUGAAAUGAUGUUAUAGGUGAUGGUAACUGUGGUUUUAGAGCUAUUGCCGUCACAGAGUUGAGAGGCGAGGAGGCAUGGCCUCUUUUAAGACGUGCAAUGUGCGUGGAAUUGCAAAUGAACAGAGACCAAUACGUAAGUGUGUAUCUAUCAGAGGAGGUGUUAGACAAUGCUAUAUUCAGAAUUGGUUCACACAGCAAUGGACAUGCUCCUUAUAUUCACUGGAUGGAAGCACCGAUGGCAUUGUACUCUGCAGCAACAUUUCUUAACAUUAGCAUUGAUUAUUAUGGUUCUGCUGACGGUAAUCCGAUGUACAAAUGUUUGGUUCUUCCGUUAAGGAAAGCAGUGGGUAUGCAUAGUGUAAAUAAAGUUAUACAUAUAUGUUGGAUGAAUAGCAAUCGUUUUAUUCAACUAUUAAUGAAUGACGAUUCAUCUCCUUGCCGCCAGUCCAGCAAUCAUGGAGGGAAACAGUUGACAAUUCUUCCAGACAUAUCGAAACACAUUUUAGUAGCAGGAUUUUGCUUUGGAAUAGACUAUACGGACCACGACCACCACAACGUAAUAACACCACUGAAGAUGCUGUAAAUUUAGAUAGUCCAUAGUGUAACACAUUGUGUACAUCAUUAUUUAGUUUAACUACACAUAUAGAUGGGAUUCAAUUUGUUGAUAGUCCAUAGUGAUAUUAUUGUGUACAUCAUUAUUUAGUUUAACUACACAUGUAGAUGAGAUUUAAUACGUGGAUGAGAUUUAAUACGUGGAUGGAAUUC